This is a messenger RNA of Cinara cedri, 302 nucleotides long. The record is from the annotation of a GenBank genome assembly. NCBI's taxonomy places the organism in Eukaryota, Metazoa, Arthropoda, Insecta, Hemiptera, Aphididae.
UGGAAUUAUCUAAUGAUUCCAAGUUGAAGCGUCAUUUAUUAAAAAUACAUAAUCAUGACCCAUUUGAUAAAAAUAUAAGUUCGACUGAAUUCAGCCUUAAAGAAGAAGAAGAGCUAGCUGAAAUACAAAACAAUGGAACUCUUUUAUUAAAAUAUAAAAAUGUUCCAUUAAAUGAAUUUUUGAUUCAUGUUGAAAAAAUGCAAACUAUAAUUGGCAAAAAAGCUCUAAAUGUAUUAUUGCAGUUUUCUAUGUCAUAUUUGUGUGAACAAGGAUUUUCAACUCUUGAAAAUGUUGUUCAUUGA